AUGCAGACAGGCCAGACGUACGAAGGAAGAGACGACCCCGGGAGAGUCCAUCCAGCAACGGGGAGCUCAUGCGCACGUUAUGAGAGUCUCUCGACGUCACAAACACUUAUUUUGGGCGUGGUUCCCGGUCAUGGGAGGGAGUGGACUGGUCCAGCACCCAUCUCUGUCCACUAUGAAGGCAGAGAGGUGCUCGGUGAAAGGGCCAGGACUCGGGGGUUCAGGUCACUGGUCGCCAACAGUGGCUUGCUCCUCUGGUCUAGGCAUCUUCGCCGGCGGAAACAGGACUGCGAGCUUGCCAUUCCUCAUGAAUGCAAGCUAAGACAAACCUGUAAGGGCAAACGAUCGACUCAGUCCCUCGAACGUCUACCACAUCGACAUAUUGAUGAACGGGAACGCGAGAAAGCAGCAGUCUUCGACAUUGAACUUCAAGUCUCCAGGAGGCUAGGUUUGCCCGCCUCGAUUUCCCCAAGUCCAACCAGAAACUCCGAGCUCUCCAACGCCCACAGUCAUCAUCAUAUCCUCCUCUAA
This is a messenger RNA of Colletotrichum lupini, 528 nucleotides long. RefSeq lists its product as uncharacterized. The record is from RefSeq and is a predicted model, not a curated record. The transcript is spliced from 5 exons. The coding region runs from base 1 to 528 and encodes 175 amino acids. Lineage: Eukaryota; Fungi; Ascomycota; Sordariomycetes; Glomerellales; Glomerellaceae.